Rotaria sp. Silwood1 is the source of this 1185-nucleotide messenger RNA. Lineage: Eukaryota; Metazoa; Rotifera; Eurotatoria; Philodinida; Philodinidae. The record is from the annotation of a GenBank genome assembly.
AUGACUCAUUCAAAAGCAUAUAUUCCUUUACAUGCUCUUCGUAAAAUUGAUAUACAAUCAAUACUUAGUAUUGCUUUCCCAUUGUUAAAUGAUGAAGAAACUCAAAGACGAUUUGAUUAUCACCAUAGUCGUCGAACAAUGCUUCAUUUUUUAUUAUCAAUAUAUAAUACAUCAAAUAAUGAACGAAUAACUAAUUUAAUAAAUGAAUGUUCGUCAAAAAUUGAUUUAUCACGUGUUGAAAAAGAUUAUUAUAGUUUAAAAAAUAUAAUUGAGCCAUAUCAACAACAAUAUCAUGCUGAAAAACUUGGUAAUUAUUGGGAGUUAAUAAAAGAAGCGAAUAGGCCAGGUCCAAUAAAAGCAAAUGAAUAUAUAUCAAAAUAUCGUGAAAAUGGUUUUCAAGAAAAUGAACUUAAACUAUAUUGGAAUUAUGAUCAAAUUCGAGAAUUAAUUGAAGAUGAUCGUUUUAAUCCCGAUACAGAUAGUGAUACACAUGAUGCUCUAUUAACAUCACCUGUUGAUACACGUGAAAAUUCUGGAACAAUACAAUUUAUUCAAGCUGGCAUUCAAAAUGCUGUUUUUCAAGUUCCAGAAGGCAAACAAGUUAUUGUUCUUGAUUUUGCUGAUGAACGUAUGCCCGGUGGUUAUUUUCUAGAGAAUGCUCGAACACAAGAAGAAAUUAUUCUAUAUCAUUCUGAUGGUUAUCGUGCAUUGUUAGAUUUAAAAUAUAAAAUAAUGGAUGGAGGUUAUAUGUUACCUGAGUUUGGUGUAGCUUAUAUCAAACAAGUACGAUUUUUUCAGGAAACACCUCCAGAAGAACGUGUUACGGAUUUGAUAGUUGCUGCUUGUUAUGAUUUAUCUGGUAUGGGUGAAGGUUUAUAUAAACCACCAUCAUAUGAAAAAAUUGAAGAUUUACGUGAUCGUACAUAUCAAAAAUUUCAAGCUAUCGUAGCAUCAGCUGUUGCUAAUACGGAAGGAAAUGGUGAAAAUACAUAUUUAUUAUUAGGACCUAUUGGUACUGGUGCAUUUGCCAAUGAUAUGAAAAUGAUAGCUGAAAUAUUUUCAAAAAUAUUAAAUGAACCAUUAAUGGGUUCUAACAACCCUAUACGAUACGCAUUUGAUCAGAUCUGGUUUGUAUCAAUUGAUAAUCUUGAUGUAUUUGCUAGAGAAUUUGAAAAUGAAAUAUAA